Molecule: messenger RNA, 857 nt
Organism: Pseudocercospora fijiensis CIRAD86
Lineage: Eukaryota; Fungi; Ascomycota; Dothideomycetes; Mycosphaerellales; Mycosphaerellaceae
Exons: 3
Coding region: 1-702 (233 amino acids)
Biological process (GO): mycotoxin biosynthetic process
Source: RefSeq, a predicted model, not a curated record
AUGGACCCCACUCGAUCAAUUGAUCCUACUUGCGACAAAUGGGAGCGCAAACGCCUCCUCGAAGCCAGCAUUCCAAACGAGAAGCAGAAAGAGAAGAGGUGGUGUAGCGCUGUGCUGACUAUUGCCCUGCUCCUCCUCGCCACCCUGCUCUCCACCACGCUCGCUGCUGUGCUGGCCUGGAAGCUGCACUACACGCGCCAUCCGCAUACCGUUGCAUGGUUCCCUCCAGACGUGCCUCGCGAACAAACCUUCAAGUUUCAGCCCAUCUUUGGGGCUAAUCUUAGCGAUGAAGCCGAGCGGGCCUGGACAAAACUGAUCCCCAAGGGCAAGGGAUUCGUCCACAUCAACAACGAGAGCCCCUUGGACCCUGCCCCGGGCCUCGACCUGUCGCUGCCGCAUCAGCGUGCCAUGGUGGCUGUCUUCCAUCAACUGCAUUGUCUCUACAUGACCCGGAGCGCCUACUUCUCCGCCCGCGCGGGCAAUUUCGACGAUGUCCAUGAAGAGCAUUUGUCGCAUUGCUGGGAUUAUUUGCGACAAACGCUCAUGUGUGCUGGUGACACGACCCUGGAGUGGGUGGGAGCUCCACCACAUGAUCUCGGAAGCUCGGGUUGGGGCUAUCGUCAUCAGUGUAGAGAUUAUGCCGCCAUCUAUACGUGGGCGGAAAAGCACCGUCUGACCAAUACAAAGAAGAUCCAUACCUGACCUACAAGACGCCUAGUAGUAGAGGCAAAUCGAUAUUUUCUGCAAGGCGGAGAAAGAGCUCUGCCACUGAUUUCGUUCUAGAUGAGUUCGAGCUUAGCGUUUCGAUAGACAGUCGCGAAACAUUUGCCUACGCUUCAAGUCUCGAAGCGCACCGC